GGCUCUACUUCCUCCUCCUCCCCACCACCACAUCUUACUGUAAUCACUCCCACACCAACCGCUCUACAGGCUAAAUACUUCACAGGCUCUCCUUUUAUCGAACCUCUGAUUUGUUCAACCUCCGAGUACUUUUUAAUCCCCACCAUGGGAGGAACCGUUACCGUGCCCUCGGGAUCAAGCACGUCGCUACUUUCGACACAAUCACGUUACAAUAGCCAGCAUCCCUUGCCACAUUUCUGCGAAGCAUGAAACAUACCCCGUCAAUUGGCAGGCUCCAAAGUGAUUUUUCCUGUAGGCAAGCUGUGCUGACCUGAUUUUAUGGAGAAUUCAGACUCUUGCGGACAGGUAAGCCUGUCAGUGGCCGUGUGCGUAUUUUGUUCGGCUGCCCGGUGGCCACAAAAUCUGUCCUCUGUUCCUGUGUCACAGGAUGUUUUUCUUGUAUAUGAGACCCAGAAUUCUAUCAGCUACCGAGAUACGGGUUAGACCUGAAAAGCGACUCCCAAUGAAUACGAUCGCAGAAUGGUAUCUUUUGCAUCCGAUAAUCACCGACUUAAAUGAUCUUUCGAUCAUCAAAUAAAAGAACUCGCGUAAUAGCUGCCGUCGGUCCGGACCCUUGAGAUCGAUCCAUUCAUCAUUGCAGUGCCCAGUGCACACACUCUUAGAUUCUAAAUCUCAAAGGGUGAUGCCCGCAAUUACUUGCUUAAACUAUAUCAGGAAUCCUAGGUGGGCGAUAACGAAAUUCAGCAUUGGCAAUAAGCAAGGUUGUGUGACAACACCCAGCCGCCGUUGCACGCGCUGGGUACCGUAUACUUCUUAAUUUUUAAGCUUGAAAUACCACUAUACCAAAUGGGGGUAGCAGAAUAAUCAAGAGCUAAGUCGGCUAAGACUCCCAGCGCUCAAAUCAUAUUUGCUACCAAGUACCGUGCAUUCCCCUCAUAUCCCGGCGGCUACCCCUUCCCCUGCUAACAUGCACAUCCCACUCUGUUUAGUUAAGGCGCUACCUUGCUCCUGCUUGCUCACUGCCACCUGGUCCCCGGCCCAAUGAGUGACCAGGGCUGAGUUUGCUGUGCCUCUCAUUCUGUUUAAACUUAUAGGUCCUGGCUGGCAUAAAAAAAGACAUCGACUUUUUACUUGCUAACAAGGCUUCUAUUGACUCGACAUUGUCAGGCAGAUUGAUUUCAUUGUGACUACAUAAUUAUACCACGCCAUACUAAUUUCAAAUGCUUGAUAUAUAUUCUGCUCCUAUUCCAUCUCCUACAUUCUUUGAGGAUUCUUUUGCUGUUACAUCGCCAGCUAUCUUCAAGAAACCUCUUCUACCUCGUCUCAAGAUGACCACCAUGGGGGAGCCUGCCUUUGGCGGGGGCCAUGGUGUGCCUCACAGUGCAAGUCACACGAGUGCUAGAGCUUCAGAUGUUCCCUGGACUCCUUACAGUGCUGUCUCGUCAUUCAACCUUCCAGCACAUUACGAUUCAACUUUGAUCACGCCUAUUACAAUGGCACCAUCUCCAAAUAUCUCUUCAAGGCCAGCACCCACAGCAAGAGAAAGGGAUAUAAAGCUAUCACCAUCCAUGGAAUCACCAGAUUAUCCGCUCUUUGGUGGGGGCGAAGACGAUUUUGGUUCCAGACUCGGUUCUGCUCCAAUGAAGCAAAAAGGCCCAAGUUCCAAUAAUGCCAAGAUCCCUACCAGCGAGCCUAAUUAUCCUACUUCUCCUACUCUUUUCUGUACUUCCCCUUAUUAUGGUGCAUUUGGAGUUUCCGCUACGCCAAAAUCAGGACGAGCAGCUGAGUUGACAUCUCCAAAUAUGAAUACCAGUCCUCAAAGUACAAAUCCAAGUGCUAUGAGCGCAGAUCUCCGAAGGUCGCGCCAUGCCACACCAGCUCAAAGUCCUGAGAGCUACAGAGUAAACAACCCCGCGCCAAUACUGAUUGCUCCUAACCCCAACACAAUGCGACCAGCAACUAGACCUGGAGAUAUGCCAUAUAGAGACAACAUGCAAUAUGGCCGUCAUGAUUCUAUGCAUUCCAUGCAUUCCAUUGCUACGCCAAUAAAUUCCUAUCACUCAACACCACCUCAAUACCCAGAGCAACAAAUCGCUCCCAUUCCUAAUCGAAGAAAGAGAAAGGGCGCCCCCACACAUUUAGACGGAGAUAUUCUUUUUCAUGAGAAUAUUAGUCACGAGGAACAAAUCCUGAUGCAACUAUCAGAUGUUGAAGGCCUCGCGUGGAAAGAGAUUGCUAAGCAGUUCAAUGAAAGGACAGGCAGGAGUAUGAAAGUUCCAGCUCUGCAAAUGCGCAAGAAGCGACUUUGUGAACGUCUCCGCAUUUGGACUGAUUGCGAGGAGCGAGCUUUGACACUUGCUUGGGAAGAUUACGAAAGAGAUAAAUGGGAAGCAGUCGCAAAAGGCAUGAUGAAGCAUGGAGUCCAAGAAAAGUGGAGUAAAGAAGCCGUCCAGAGAAAGUUCAACGAAAUGUUCCCUCCUGACGAUCGGUCAUACAACACGGAGUAUGCAUUUUCCAAACAUACGGAGCAACUGAACUACGAUAUCAAGAUGGAACCACGAACGCCAUGGCCAAAUCACGAUGAAAGGGACAGCGCGAUUCACAGUCUCACAGACGAAGAGCAAACUUUAGUAGGAGAGUUGAGGAGUAGGACUGCAAGUGAUGCCAGUUCGCUGCAUUACCAGCAGCAACAUCAUCAACAAAUUAUGUAUGCGCAACAGCAUCAGCAGCAACAUCAAGAGAUAUGGGCGGGAAAUUGAGCAGGGACCGUUGAAGUACAGUAUUCGGGGGCGAUAGAUAUUGGUAAUCGUUUUAAAUUUCUCUACAAUAUAUGGAAGUCUGAUUUCUACGAAGUUUGGGUAUAAUGAGCAAUCGUUCUACGGAACCAUUGGAGUGCACAUAAUAUUGUGCAGAAGGAAAUUAAAACUGGGUUUACAGGCAGGCCAUCAAUAGAGACAAGUCUAGGGGCGGCAAACAUCUGAUAUCAUUGUCAAGGAGAUUUCAUUUCCCUAGAGCAAUCGAUAUACAUUCAUUGUACAAAUUAAUAGAAUAGUCUUGAAGAAGAAGCAUAGUCCUUCACUGGCAGUACAUAUCUACCCAUCAAACUUUCACAGACCAAGUUUUCCAAAUGUCUAGCAGUUUGCGGUACGUGAGCGGCGCGGCAAAGUCCAAGGUUGGCACCUAUCCAAUGUUUUCACUCGUCACAAAAAAGGCGUCUGGACAGAAUACUCUCCGUCGUGAAUGUUAGAUUUUGGAAUACUCAGCAAACCCAAAAAUCAAGUGACCGCUCGAUCAUGCGGACAAGGAUAUCUAUGCAUUCACACGAAUCAAAUAUCGUGGACCUUCCUUGUAAGGCUGUGAACCAACUGUUUCCUUGACCAAUGCGAGUCAUACCCGAGUCAUACCGGCAGGGGGUUGACAAAUUACUGAGCCGUGAAUACGUUUUGACUCGAAUUCCAGAAUCUGACGGCCAUGUUGUUUUCGGCAUUAAGAUAGAUUAUCUUUGGGGUUUGUAAUAGGUAGCACGUUUCCGGAAGCCCAGGGGUCUUGAAAAGGACGGCUGGACGCAAAACCUCUUUCGGUUGCAAUGGGCUAAGUACACAUGGUCUGCUGGGUUUAAAGUCGUAUUGGCAAUAUGGUUCUGACCAAUCUGCGCCCCUUUGAAAUUACGGUCUGUGAUGGUUAAUCGAUUGACGGUGUGAUAGUGAGAGUGCAUGAUGGAAGACUCCUAGGAAUUUUCCGGAAAUAAUAACUAUUCGUAUCUAUCUUCUUACUAUUCCAGAAAUAAAUCUAAUAACUUCGCAUUCUGGUGGCGCAGACUUUGCCAAAACGAUCUUAAAAACAAAAUCCAGGAGUAUUUGGAAUGCGUGUUAUCUACAGCCCUGUAUA
Messenger RNA from Botrytis cinerea B05.10, 3888 nucleotides. RefSeq lists its product as hypothetical. The transcript is spliced from 4 exons. The record is from RefSeq and is a predicted model, not a curated record. NCBI's taxonomy places the organism in Eukaryota, Fungi, Ascomycota, Leotiomycetes, Helotiales, Sclerotiniaceae. The coding region runs from base 1221 to 2759 and encodes 512 amino acids.